This is a messenger RNA of Athalia rosae (coleseed sawfly), 4397 nucleotides long. RefSeq names its product dyslexia-associated protein KIAA0319-like protein. Gene Ontology annotation, cellular component: cytoplasmic vesicle; plasma membrane. Bases 159 to 3035 code for a protein of 958 amino acids. The transcript is spliced from 15 exons. NCBI's taxonomy places the organism in Eukaryota, Metazoa, Arthropoda, Insecta, Hymenoptera, Athaliidae. The record is from RefSeq and is a predicted model, not a curated record.
UUAAAUAGUGAUAAUAACAUCCUCUUAAUUUAUGCAAAGAGUAUUCGAGUAACAUCUGGGUAUUAGGGAAAUGAAAUAUAUUAAAGUAAUCGCCGGCCGACUGUUUUGCAUAUUAAUUCAUAAAUAUUCCAUGAGGUACCAUAUGCUGUUGUGAAACAAUGAAGGCCCUGGUAAGCUUGCUGUCGCUCAUCCUAUGCCUUAAAAUUUCAUCUAGUCAAGUUUCUGAAUUGGAUCAAGACUGGCAACCAACAUGUCCAGGCCUUCAUCCUUACGAAUACAAAGGUUUUACACCGCGAGGUAAUUUGAGUUCCGGUAUUUUCCGAGAAAUAAAAGUGACCGGAAUUGAACAAUGCAUCCUAACAUGCUGCAAGCGACCAAGUUGCAACAUAAUUUUGAUGCACAAUGAUACCUGCUAUCAUGUCCAAUGUGUAAGUAAUGUCCUAUGCACUCCGCUCAUUCGGCCUGACAAAGCUAAUGCAAAUGGGCCACCACCUAGUAUGGUGUUGGUUAGGCCAGUUAAGGACAAUGGCCCAUGGAGCGAUUGGCUGAACAUUAAUGACGAUGCAAAUGCCUAUUUGAUGGAUGGUGCGGAGCAAAAUGAAUUUACGUACAGAUCAGAGGGUACACUUUGUGAGACUACGAUACAGGAUUGCGGUGAAAAUGAAAUUUGUAUGAAACAGGAUGAGAAGUCUAUCUGUCAUUGCGUCUUGGGUUAUGAAAGAAACAGACAAGGAGAUUGCAAGCUAAUCAAUGAGCCUGAACCCUUUGAGCAGACAGUAACUACAAAUAUCGGUCAAGCCAAGUUGACUAAACAGUCCAGCACAUCUGUUAAACCGCCAUUGAAGCAACUAUUAGUCAAAGCUGUAUCAAAAGAAGUCCGACUUCCUGAGAACGAGGUCACAUUAUCUGCAUAUACUGUUGCUACCGACCAGGCCGAUGAAAAUUAUAAUUAUGUCUGGAGUCUGCUUAGUCAACCAGAUGGCCAAUCUGGAGAUAUGGAGGAUCAAAAUCGCAUGACAGUUAAAUUGAGUCACCUUUCUGAAGGCUUGUAUAUGUUUAAAGUUGCCGUGAGUAGUCCUAACGCCUAUGGAGAAGCGUACGCCAACGUCAGUGUCUUACCACCCCAACGAGUAAAUCAGGCACCAAUCGCCGUGAUUUCACCCGCAUCACAAGUGGUCAAACUACCGAACACAGGUGCUGUGCUAGAUGGUUCCGCAAGUACAGACGAUGAUAAAAUCACUUUGUAUCGCUGGGAGUUACAACAGGGCCCUAUCGGAUAUCAACGUCAGCCUCUCGAUACUUCCAUAGUCCAAUUGAAUAAUUUAAUUGCCGGAAAUUAUACAUUCAAAUUGACGGUCGAGGAUUCAGACCACGUCACCAAUUUUACAACAGCUAAUAUAACAGUGUUGAAAGAAAUUGACUAUCCCCCAAGUGCGAAUGCUGGUCAGGAUAUCAUCAUUCAUUUACCUCAAAACACCAUCACUCUAAAUGGAAACUUGAGUACAGAUGAUAGAGGCAUUGUCAGCUGGGAAUGGACAAAGAGCCCAAUCAAUCAAAACAAAGUUGCAGACAUGCAGUACACCCGAACUCAAUACUUAGAAUUGUCAAAUUUAGAGGAGGGAAUGUAUACGUUCGUUUUGAAGGUAACUGAUGAAUCUGAACAAUCCUCUACUGCGGAAGUUCAUGUUUUUGUAAAACCGCCGACCAACAAACCCCCUAAUGCUGACGCUGGUGAGGAUAUAAUUAUCGCUUUGCCUGAGACGCGCACAACACUAAACGGGAACAAAAGCAAAGACGACAACAAGAUAGCAGCAUAUUCGUGGGAGCAAAUAAAUGGUCCGAACCAAGUAACUUUUGCUGCUGCAAAUGAAUCUGUAACUAAUAUAACUGGGCUGACAAAAGGGGAAUAUACUUUCAAACUGACUGUCGUUGAUGAAGAUGGUAACAAAGAUUCAGAUACUAUCACAGUCACUGUCACACAAAACAAAAACGCUGCGCCAAAAGCUAAUGCUGGAGGCGAUCAAGUUGUUGUGGAACCUAUCAAUAUAAUAGUGAUCAAUGGAUCAUUGUCUACUGACGAUCUCAGGAUAAAACAGUGGCUGUGGACCAGAGACCCAACUAGUCUGGCUAUUGGUACUGUCCUAGAAGGAACUGACCAGUCUCCAAUUCUAAUGUUAUCCGAUGUUGUACCUGGCCGUUAUGUGUUCAGCUUAAAAGUUACCGAUGAUCAAGGAUUAAACAGCGAAGAUACAGUAUCAGUAAUCGUGAAACCAGAUCCCCAUUUACUGAACCUGGUCGAGUUGACUUUGAACGUAGAGGUACGACUCCUUACAAAAUCUCAAAAAGAUUCUUUGAUUGUGAAACUCCAAAUGCUGCUUCAUGACGGAGCAAACAUCGUGGUACGCAAUUUAAGAGCAGAGCCUCGCACAGGUAGAGCUGUUCUAGUGUUUUAUGUUGAUAAAGAUGGAGGGAAGUCUGUGCUAACUGGACCAGAAGUUGUUCAAAGAUUGAGAGAAAAGCUAGCGCAAGAUUCCGGUCUGCUGCAGUUAUCGGUAUCUAGUGUGGAAACUGCUAUUUGCCAAAACAACUGUUCAGGACAUGGGGUCUGCGAUCAAGAAAGUAGACAGUGCCUGUGUGAAGCCUUUUGGAUGCAGAAUUUGAUUCAAAAAUAUUUUGGCAAUGGUGAAUCCAACUGUGAUUGGAGCAUUUUAUACGUCAUAAUAGCUCUACUCUCAUUGGUGACAUGCUGGGUGGGCUGUAUAUGGGGACUAUUAUGCUUAAUGCAACGAGUAUGCCUUGGUAAACGGCGUUCAAGUAGGCCUAAAAAAAAACCAGCGCGCUACUCUCUUCUUCAAGGAGAACCGGAAGAUGAAACAAGUUCAUUUUCGACGCACAAUAAAAUGAUGCUAUCAGAAUCCGAUACAGAUUCUGACGAUGUAUUAUUUGAAAGUCGUAAAGGGAGGAGUAAUGGUCAUUUGAGAAAUGGAAAGUCACGAAAUGGCUUCAUGAAAAUGGGUCCUAGGGUAAAAACAUGAGCCAAAAAUAUCAACAACUGAGGCUGUCCGUUUGAUCAUUGAAGUAAUUAUCAUGAAUCAGAGCGAACAACUUAGUCAGCAAAGCCUCGAAAGACAAUGAUUAACCUACGCCUACACAUUAAGGUUUUGCUAAGACUGACUGUUGAAAACGAGGUAUUAGUUGCUAUGAUGUUCACCGAAUACAUGUUCGAGGUGUAACUUACUUAGUGUACUUGAAAGACGUGAUACAUAACCAUUGUACAUUUGAUUAAGAGCUUUUAUUAAUAUUUAAGAGUACUUUAGAUGUUUUGAAGAGUGUGAUCAGCACAGUGUUUUAGCGCAAGUUUUAGUAUCAUGUGACCAUACAAUAAUACGUGACCCAAUAAAAGUAUGAGUUCAAGUAUGCACCAGGUUUGCAUAUUCAAUCAAUCAACGCUGACACACACACGCACUUUUGAGUUGCAAAGCGAGCAACAAAGGUAGAAAUAUAUUUGUACAGAAUAUGACUAUCCAGAUAUAAAUUAUCCAGUCAUUUGGAUGGGAUUCGCUUUUGGAAAUUUAUAUUGGCAGCAGGAAGAAAUACAUCGAAACUAAAACUUUAGAAAUCAACGAAAGGUGAAUUAAUUUUUAUUAAAUCAAACAAUCCAUGAGAAGAAUCUGGUUUUUUUAAGAAAUGCAUUUCAAUUCCAACUGCGGCAAAUAUUUAAUGGCAUUCAUUAUGAUUCAUCGCCCAAUUGUUGCGUAUAGUUGAAAAUAAGGGUAAGGGUAUGCAAAAAUAAUAUGCACUACAACUGGACUUCUUGCCCAAAGCAAUGAAUUUUUGUAGUUAUACGGGAAAAAAAUCUAGCCGUUUUAGAUCUGACUUUGCCAUAGCGACAUUCUUGGGAAUAUGGUUCUGCGAUAUCAGGUGUCACAAUGUUUCGCUUAAAUACUAGUCAUUGUGUCUAGCAAAAAUAUUCGGAUUAUAUUGUAUGAAAUUGAAAAAAAAAAAAAAAAACAAUAUAGCCGUAUUUUCCUGAGCAAACCAUAAAAUUUUUGAUCAACGAUCAUAAGGAAUUCCAAUGCGUAUCAAUGUCACCAAUUGAUACAACUGUUCCAUAUCAAUCUGGUCAUACACUCAAAACAAGUAAAAAUUGCCCGACUGGUUCUUCUUAAACUUAUGAAAGCCAUAAAUAAGUGCCAAAGAUACUAUUCCGUUGAAUGUAAUGUUAUUUAUAAGAUUGUUGUGUAAACUUUUUUUCAAUUUUUCAAAACAGACUCGUAAGUGUAUCAAUAAAAAUUGGUAGGAUCUAGUCAGUGAUAAGAAAAUUUUUAAGUCAUAUUCAGGUAACUCACAUUUAUUAUUGUAUUGUCUGAUCUUAAUAUAUCAUUUACCAACCAAAA